This is a messenger RNA of Paracoccidioides lutzii Pb01, 1926 nucleotides long. RefSeq lists its product as hypothetical. The transcript has 3 exons. Gene Ontology annotation, molecular function: protein kinase activity; ATP binding. Gene Ontology annotation, biological process: protein phosphorylation. Bases 1 to 1926 code for a protein of 641 amino acids. The record is from RefSeq and is a predicted model, not a curated record.
AUGGAGAAAGAGAUUGCAAAAUUGAGACAGCAACUUCAAGAAGAGCAUCGCCGACGCGAGCUGGCCGAAUCGGCUGCAGAAUCAUCACGGCGGCAAGCUUUACAGGAUUAUUUGCAAGCUUGCCACUCGCUCAGCCUUGCCAUUCAGGUGGUCACUGACCGUUCAAUGACCACACAAGGUGAUACUACCAAACCAGCCGGCAGGCUCUUCCCGCAGCGAACUAUCCCAUGGGACAGCUCCGCGACCCAACAGGAAGAAAUCUGGAACCAAGUCUCGAUUAGUAGUGAUUUUCACUCUCGAGGCGUCUUUCCAUCUGCACACCAGCUUGAAUACGAGCGAUCAUUGAUCGCUCCAAUCAGUGGAGAGAUUGAACUUCGGAAUUACGAACGGGACACGGUGGAGAAUACUGUUCAGAAGCUGGUGAAUGCAGUAUACGACGACGAGCUGCUGCGAAACCAACUUGGACUUCGAGGAACGGUGACAUUUGGGAGCCACACGAACCUUGGGCAGACUAACAAUAGCUCGAUUAACGAAUCGAUGGAGCAGAUGUCGAUCAGUGAAGACAAUUCAGACGAUGCUGAUACGGUAGCGCAAAAAAGGCGCAAGGGAAAAAUCUCAGCACAUGAUCGACACCAUAUGCAGUCACGAAGUCCCAAAGGCCCCCUCGCAAUAGAGUACAAAGCGCCACACAAGCUGAGCCGGGAUGAGAUUGUGACAGGGUUGGACUCCGAGAUCCAACCGGAGCGGGACGUGAUAAACAAAGAAGGUGAUAACUUUGCAUUUACAUCGAAAUCUUUAGUUGCUGCGGUCAUUACCCAGCUCUUCUCAUACAUGAUCGGCAAGGGAAUCCAAUAUGGAUAUGUGUGUACUGGAGAAGUCUUUAUCUUCCUCCAUAUAUCGGAUGAUCCUACUGUCGUCUACUAUUCUGUGUCGGUGCCAAAUAUUGACUUCCAAGAGGAUGAUGAGAAUCGGUUCCAUCGCUCGGCUGUUGCACAAGUCUUCGCCUUCAUCAUCCGCGCCCUUCUCAAGGAACCACCGCCCCAGUCAUGGCAUGAGAAGACCUUGACCUUGGACAUAUGGGAGGUGGAAUAUAUUAACGUUUUGAAGAAUAUCCCCAGACAGUUCGCAAACAUCACUCUCCUUCCCCUUAUAAACCUCAACAUUGGCGGGGCUUUAAACGCUCGCCGAUUCGAACGCGCUCUCGCUUGCUCAGCAGCAUCCGCAGGCAACACAGAGGGAAAUUCAAAAAGCAAGCGCGGACAAUGCAAGGAAGGCGGUCAGAAGACACAGCGCCCGCUGCAGAGUAUAGAUGACCGGUCGUUUUGCACUCAACAAUGCCUCUUAGGAUUGGCGUAUGGUGGUGCAAUGGAUUCUGAAUGUCCCAAUUCCGAUGAUCAUGGAAUGGAGCAUAUCAGCCGAACAGACUUCCUCCAUCUUGUUCGUUCACAGCUGGCCCAGGACCGUGGACCAGAGGCGGAUUGCAGGCCGCUUUACUUAUCUGGUUCACGUGGGGCAUUAUUUAAAGUACGAUUAUCCUCGCAUGGUUAUACGCUAGUUGCCAAGGAUGUAGAGAGAUGUGACCGUAGUCUUCUGCAACGCGAAAACAAAUUGUACAAUCGACUUCGCACCAUCCAGGGAGGCCACAUCCCAGUAUGCCUCGGCCUCACAGAUCUGGAUAUACCAUACUACUACGACUCUGGCAUAUAUGUUUCCAUUCUAUUGCUAGGCUGGGCUGGACAGCCGUUGUUGGAGUGCAUCGACCAGGAUAACAAGGAGCGCCUCCAAAACAAAGUGGCUAUAGCCUUCACUGCGUUACACCGUUUGCAUGUCCUACAUCAUGACGCAGAGCUGCGUAACAUUGUAUACGAACUGAAAGAUCGUCUUAUGAUAGUUGAUUUCGAACGAGCAGAGUUCCGAGGUCGUUAG